AUGUCACAAAAUCAUCGCCACCAAAUCCAUCCACAUUCUCUCAAGCAAAUUACGAAUCAAUUACCGAAACCACUUGACAAGAAGCAAAUCACCUCUCAUCAAAACUUUAUUUCCAAACAACGUGAAAAUACGAAGGAAAUUAUUCGAAACUUGGGCAAUUCUUCCGAUCAUGAUCAACAUGAUGAUUUUCAGAAAGUUGAUAAUGCUAAUCAAAUAACAAUAACUUGCGAAUGGUUUGAUCAAGAUUUAAUAUUGGCAAAUAUUUUCCUCUAUUUAAGACCGAUGGAAGUUUUUCAUCCGAAUUAUUGUAACAGUUGUGCUUGUUUGAUGAUGGUUUGUAAGGGUUGGUAUCGGUUUAUAUCUGGUACAGAAUUUGCCAAGUUUUAUUUCGAACAUUCGUUUUGUGUUUCUACUCCUUUCAUCAAUGAUGUAAAUGGUCAUGAAUUUGAAGAGCUUGACUCGAUGAAAUUUAAUUUUUCACAAACUAUUGAAAAUGAUGUUGAGCAAUGGAAAAAAGGUAUUGAGGAGGUUAAACCUUUAGAGGCACUAAGUUGUGUGAAAUGUUUUGAAAAUGAAAUUAGAAUCAAAACUAAUCUGCUCUGGAAGAAUAAUUUUCAUCGAAAGUUUCUGAUACUUACUGCACUAAUGGAAAGGAGAACCCAUUUCCCACACACCAAUUCAUCUGAUACAGUACCACUUUUUGAAAUUAUUGAAAAAUUAUUGGAACCUUUAACUCGAUCACAAAUUGAAAAAUUGAAUUCCAUUUUGAAAAAAUUGAAAUUUUCCAAAUUAUUAACCAAUUCCAUCAAAAUUAACUCGGGAAGAAUUGUAAUCUUCCAUGAUUCUGGUUUACCUUACAUUCUCUCAUCUAUUCACACAAUAGUUUGUCUGGGAAGCACAUUUCUAUUCAAUGUCAUUGAUAAUUCCUUCAGCACCUCAAGCAGAGUUUCCAUCUUCCUUCCUCCAUGUAGUACCUCUGCAGAGAGGAAAACAUUUGAAGAGGUUCUGUGUGGACUCUUGCCCUCAAUCUUGCUAUUCUUUAAGAAGCGUACAGUGAAAAGAGUUCCCUCUCCAUACAUGUUGUUCUCUCAACAGAAAAGAAUGGAGGUGGUGUCAGAAAAUCCAAAUAUUUCAUUAUCAAACCAAGCAACGAUCGUUGCAAAUUGUUGGAACAGGAUGAGUAAUGAUGAGAAACAGGUAUUUUUUGAUAGGUCAAACAAAAUGCAAGAGGAAUAUCAGAAUAAGAUUGAUAAGAUUCAGUACAUUAUUUCAGGUUUAGAAUAA
This is a messenger RNA of Naegleria gruberi, 1284 nucleotides long. RefSeq lists its product as uncharacterized. The transcript has a single exon. Bases 1 to 1284 code for a protein of 427 amino acids. Lineage: Eukaryota; Heterolobosea; Eutetramitea; Acrasida; Naegleriidae. The record is from RefSeq and is a predicted model, not a curated record.